Pistacia vera is the source of this 1766-nucleotide messenger RNA. Its product is annotated as beta-glucosidase 12-like. Gene Ontology annotation, molecular function: beta-glucosidase activity. Bases 9 to 1541 code for a protein of 510 amino acids. The record is from RefSeq and is a predicted model, not a curated record. Gene Ontology annotation, biological process: carbohydrate metabolic process. Lineage: Eukaryota; Viridiplantae; Streptophyta; Magnoliopsida; Sapindales; Anacardiaceae. The transcript is spliced from 13 exons.
AAUCAAAUAUGGGUAUUAAACCCUCUCUUGCACCCUAUCUCCUGGUUCUUAUCGCUAUAUUAGCUCAAACACAGGGCAUAACAGCAACAAGUGGUAAAGUCCAGAAUCUCUUCAAUCGUACUAGCUUUCCAAAAGGUUUCGUUUUUGGAACAUCCUCCUCAGCUUAUCAGUAUGAAGGUGCGACAGCUACAGGUGGCAGGAAGCCAAGUAUCUGGGAUAAUUUCACUCACGCACACCCAGAAAAAAUAUCGGAUGGCAGCAAUGGAGAUAUAACAGAAGAUUUUUACCACCGUUACAAGGAAGAUGUAAAGAUAAUGAAGGAUAUGAAUACGGAUGCAUUCAGAUUUUCCAUUUCGUGGUCUAGAGUUCUUCCUGGUGGGAAGCUGAAAAGGGGAGUGAACAAGGAGGGCAUUCGUUUUUACAAUAAUCUCAUCAACGAGCUACUAGCAAAUGGUCUGCAACCCUUUGUGACCAUCUUUCAUUGGGAUGUUCCCCAAGCCCUGGAAGAUGAUUAUGGUGGCCUUUUAAGCUUUCGUUUUGUGGAUGAUUAUCUACACUUCGCUGAUCUUUGCUUCAAAGAAUUUGGUGAUCGGGUGAAGCACUGGAUCACUUUUAAUGAGCCCUCUAUGUUUGCUAGCCAAGGUUAUGACACCGGUGGUUGGGCACCAGGCCGCUGCUCCAAAUAUAUAGAUGAAUCAUGCCAGGCCGGAAACUCUGCCACCGAGCCUUACACUGUUGGCCACAAUCUGCUUCUUGCUCAUGCAGCAGCAGUUCAACUAUACAAGCAAAAGUACCAGGCAACUCAGAAGGGGCAGAUUGGAAUAACAUUAACGACUUUUAUGAUGCUACCUUACUCCAAUUCCGCAUCUGAUGUUGCGGCAGCCAAAAGAGCCCUUGAUUUCAAUCUUGGAUGGUUUUUGGACCCAGUGGUGUAUGGUGAUUAUCCAGCGUCCAUGCGUAAACGGGUAGGAAUAAGACUUCCACCGUUCAGCAAGAGGCAAUCAAAGAGGCUCACUGGAUCUUAUGAUUUUAUUGGAAUAAAUUACUACACAACAUAUUAUGCUAGGAGUAUUCCUGCCGCUACUGUCAAUAUUAGCUACUCAACCGAUUCCGGAGUUGAGACGACAGCCGUGCGUAACGGGGUCCCGAUUGGCGAACAGCCUGGUUCAAGCUGGAUUUACGUUUAUCCAAAGGGGAUCCGAGAUCUUCUGCUUUACACCAAGAGAAAUUACAAGAAUCCUGUUAUUUACAUAACUGAAAAUGGGGUUUGUGAUACUAAUAAUACUGCUACCUUACCUCAAGCCCUAGAGGAUCCAGUCAGGGUACUUUACUACUACCGCCAUCUUUUGUUCCUCCACAGAGCCAUUAAAGACGGUGUGAAUGUCAAAGGUUUCUUUGCUUGGACACUUUUAGAUGACUUUGAAUGGGCCUCUGGUUUUACUUUGAGGUUUGGCAUCAACUUCGUGGACUUUAGUAAUGGCAGAUUGAAAAGAUAUCCUAAGAAAUCGGCUACUUGGUUCAAGAAUUUCCUACAAAAGUAGAGCUAAUACUUCGGUAAAUGGUGUUAGAUUAAUUGUACGUUUUUAUUUCAAGAAAUUAGAAUGAAUGAGUCUUGGUUGAUUAAGUGACGUCCAAUAAGUAAGAGCAGGGAUGAGUCUUCUCCUGCCAAGUUAACGUUGAGUUGCAGUUGUAAUCAUUCUCCAAAUUUACUGUUAGUAGAGUUGUAAUCUAACACCUAUUAUGGUGGGGAAUUGACAUUAAUAAAA